Physcomitrium patens is the source of this 1896-nucleotide messenger RNA. Its product is annotated as F-box only protein 6. Lineage: Eukaryota; Viridiplantae; Streptophyta; Bryopsida; Funariales; Funariaceae. The record is from RefSeq and is a predicted model, not a curated record. Gene Ontology annotation, molecular function: protein binding.
UUCCCGAAGCCAUUGAAACCCAUUUUUUUUCUCUCUACAUGGGCACGAUUUCGUCUUGCUGUAUUUCAGACAGACAGGAGGGGAAUACUAAUUUUGUGUUAGCACAUGACCUAAUUCCACAGUACCGUUCCGGUCAUCUUUUGGUAGAAUUUCUGGGAGUUGAUAAGGGGUUUGGGGAAGGAUCAGUGGUUUAAUUCUGCGAAAGUGUGACCAGGCUCCUCUAUUGUUUCGCACCCACAUUUUUCGAAGCAAAUCGAGCGCAGAAGGAUAUCCACCAUGGAUUCGAAUAGGUGUUUGUGGGGCGGGUUGCCGUCUGAGGUCAUUGAGCGCGUGCUGUCUUUCUUGCCAGUACCCGACUUGUGUAGAUUCCGGACUGUUUGCAAGAGGUGGAAUGAACUACUUUGCAAGCCAAACUUCCACGACCUUUGUGAACUCAACAGAAAGAACGCUUACUUGUUUGUAACGUGCUACCUCGAGUAUCGUGCCUUCACCAUGGUUGACUAUAAUUUUAAGGAAACGACGAGCUUUCUCGACCUAGAGGCGAGGCGAUGGUAUUUAAUCAAGCCUGGCGAGUCUCGUGCAACCCGGAAUGACGAGGAAAUGAUUUACGUGUUGGCUGUCGACGAUGGUCUUGUGUGUGGUUUGGCUCCAGGAAAAGAUGGCGAAGACUAUUCAUUGGUUGUCUCCGACGUAAUUGCCAGGACUAGAAGGGAACUUCCAGAGUGGCCUAUUGCUUGUGAUUCUGAUGAUGACCUUCCUAUCAUAGUGACUGCAGUAGAUGUUAGUUCUCGCAGCUACAAGGUAUUUGUUCUCAACAGUUGUGAGUUGGAGGAAACGGGAAUGCACGUAUACGAAUCCUGCACUAACGAAUGGCGUGCCCUGAAAAAUCCUCCCGAGGCGCUAGGGGCAAGAAAUGCAGUGUCAGCAGUCGCUUUGCACGGAAUUUUGUACGCAAUUUUUCGCCAAGAAACUCGCGGAAGGUUCGUUCUUCUACACUACAAUCUUCAAGAAGACUCGUGGAAAGAAGUCUCUAUGAGCAUUCCGCGGAAGAAACGCCAUCCACAACUUGUUGUGAGCAGUAAUCGCUUGUUCGUUAUGAUGUGGAUGGGUGUGCCUUGUGGCUCAUGCUCUGAGCAGGGAUCCCAAAGAAAAUUUCAAUUGUUGUUUGAGUUGAGAGAGAUUCUUGUCACAGGGAGCGGUGCCGGCAGGGUAGUGGCCCGCAUUUCCAAGACACACCUCCAGGAAAUAUUUGAUGAGCAGGACAAGAACUUUGACAUUGCAUACGCAGUUCCUUGCAUCAAUUCCAGCGGAGCCUGCCAGUCCAUCGUCUUGAUGUCACGUCUAUCAGGGGUACUUAUAUCGUACGACUUGGUGAACAGAUCAGCGAUUGUCCUACCUGCACACCCUUUAAUUCCAUCGUCAUAUCAGGGAUUUUCUAGAAAUCCAUCACCAUAUUCUAACCCUCUGGCCAUCUACUACCAAGGCAAGUACACCAACCUGAGCUUGCGAAACCUCUCCUCCCGAUUUUUGGAAUAACUUAUCAGGCUUGAGAGGACAACAUGGUGUCAAGCACUGUCAUCUGCACCUACAAUUACUGCAAGAGUGUACGUUGGGCCCUUGUUUAAGCGGGAACCGCUGAAAUUUUGAUUUUAUAUGUGAGGAACUGAUUUGUUGUCCUGCUCAUCAAAUAUUUCCUGGAUUAGACUCGGAUCGGCAGUAAGCAGGGUGUUACGGCACAUAAUUUACAUUUCGAAAGAUAGAAGACAAGUGCUCCCAUCACCAGAUUUUUAUAUUCAGAGGAUGGAUAGAAACUUUUCUGUUUAGGUUGUUUUACAGCCACAGAUGACAUACUUCAAAUUUUAAAGCGCCGCUGGUGCAGUCUUGAAUAUUGUCGUA